Chaetomium globosum CBS 148.51 is the source of this 4818-nucleotide messenger RNA. RefSeq lists its product as uncharacterized. NCBI's taxonomy places the organism in Eukaryota, Fungi, Ascomycota, Sordariomycetes, Sordariales, Chaetomiaceae. The transcript has 5 exons. The record is from RefSeq and is a predicted model, not a curated record. Gene Ontology annotation, molecular function: phosphotransferase activity, alcohol group as acceptor; ATP binding. Bases 1 to 4818 code for a protein of 1605 amino acids. Gene Ontology annotation, biological process: amino sugar metabolic process; peptidoglycan turnover.
AUGUCUCGUUACGUCUCGUCUCGAGAUAGUUCCACGCCAAACUCGAGGCCGCCUCGGCACGACAUCCGUUGUUGCUCUCAGUCGAACCCGAUGUCCGAUGCGGGGGAUCCGGCCCAUGUCAACAGAACGAAGGGCCGAGAAGAAACCCGAGGAAUUAGGGAAGUGGUUUCCCAGAGAUAUGUAUAUAAUAAUGACAUGACCAUCGUGAGAAGUGUUGAGGAAGACAGAUCCAGCAACAAUCUUUUGGCGUCUUUUAUCCCUAGAGACAAGACCUCAAUGGGCUCCCUACCAGAUAUGGACCACUCCGACCUCAACGGCCCUGCCACCAAUGCGGCUCACAGAAAGGGCAACGGUUGUUCCCCAGAUAAAAGAAACGGCGUUCAUAGGCGCGCCGACGGGUCGUUGGACCUAACGGUGCUUGGAAUGAACAGCGGUACCGCCAUGGAUGGUAUUGACUGCGCACUCGUCCGGUACCGACAGAAAUCCCCGACCGCUCCCCUUCACAUGGAGGUUCUGAAGCGGAUGAAGAAGCCCAUCCUGAAGAUGCUCCGCGAGACCAAAACAACACCGAGUGCCAUAUCCCAACUGAACGUCCAGCUCGGCCAGAUGUUCGGAGAUGCCGUGAGCGAGUUUUGCAAUAAGCACCACAUCGAUAUGGGCAGCAUCGAUCUCAUCGGCUCGCACGGCCAGACCAUCUGGCUGCUCAGCAUGCCCAAGGAGGGCGAGACACGCUCGGCAUUUUGUCUGGGCGAAGGCACCAUCAUUGCCGCCCAGACAGGCAUCACAACCGUCACCGACUUCCGACAGGCCGAGCAGUCUGUCGGCCGUCAGGGCGCGCCGCUGGUCGCACUUAUCGACGGCCUAUUGCUCCACCAUCCAACCAAGACCCGGCUGUGCCAGAACAUCGGCGGCAUCGCCAACCUCUGUCUGAUCCCGGCCGACCGCGACGGCGGCGUUGAUGCCAUGAUUGACUGGGACUGCGGGCCGGGCAACAUGUUCAUCGACGCUGCCAUGAGGCACUAUACCAACGGCGAGCAAGAGUACGACAAAGACGGCCGGUGGGCCGCACAAGGCACCGUCAAUCAAGCCAUUGUCGACGACUUCCUCUCCAACAACAACUACAUUAACCAACACCCACCCAAGACCACGGGGCGCGAAGUCUUUGGCGACAACGAAUGCUACGAGAUCAUCGCGGCAUGUGAGGCGGCCGGCUGCAGCCCCUACGACACCGUAGCAACCGUAACACGCAUUGCAGCGAAAAACGUUGUGCGCCAGUACCGGACUUUCCUACCCAGCUACGGAAUCGACCCGGACAGCAUUGACGACAUCUUUAUGUGCGGUGGCGGCGCGCACAACCCCGAGAUCCCCCGCUGGUCUCCUCUACAAGAGGAGGAGCGCAACCGGCGCCUUACCGCACUCGGCUUGGUUAUAAGUGUGCCCGAGCCCGCGUUGAUAUGCCGACCGUGCGGCUACGCCUUGCAGCCCAAUGGCAACUGCGUGACGCGGCAUCUCGCUGACAAGCAUGCCAUCCCAAAGCGGUCGCGCGACGGACUCCACCCCUUGGUUCGCGCCCUAUGUCUUCCGGAUCCCAACACCCUACCUCUCCGCCCCGAUUGGUCGCCGGCCCAUCCGCAGCUGGCCACUCAUACCGGCGUUGCCUGCCGUCACUGUACCUACCGGACAACCAGCGUCGAGCUCAUCACGCGGCACCUAGCGAAAGCCCACAAUCGCCGCCGCGCCCAGGGGUACAGGGGCUGGCUGCGCGACGAGGUCUUCGAGGACGUUGUCCUGCAGAGUUGGACCCAGAACGGCGCCCGCGGGUACUGGAUCGCUACGCAGGACCCAUCCCCGGCCGAGCGACCAGAAGACGCUUCCUCCCGGUUGCGGAACCAGGCCACAACCGAGCAGAGGGCUGCCCUUGACGUGCUGCAUCAAGCCGAGCGGGAACACCUGGCCAGCCGUUCAGCUACCGCUCGCCAGACAGACGGCACGAGCCCACCUGAUCUAGCCCUACAGACGAACUGGAUGCGGCGGACUGGCUGGUUAGAGACCUUCCACGGGGCGAGGCGCGACGUUCUCGCCAGGCUCGCCCUGCCGCCGUGCCAAGAAGGGGACGGCCUGCGACUUAGCGCGCCUGGAGACGAAACAACGAUCCGGAGCACCCGCGAGGACGAAGAUCGGUUAGGCCGCGUUGCGUCGGCGUUGCGCGGGCUUCAGAGCCGCUGUGAGGACACGGCGCGACACACCGACGUUUCGAUCCGGCUGUGGCUUCGGAGCACCGACCCGGUGCGUCCGCACAGGGUCCCCUUUGAGCUCGUGGGCCGCCAGUCCACGGCCCAAUCCUACUGGAGGCUCUUUCUCAGGUUCUUCUGCUUCUCGUUUCGGCUCUGGCGCCUGCCGGAGGCUGCCCGCGUUUCUCUAUGCCGGAGGUCGUUGACGCAGGCCCAGCGUGACGCCUUGCAAGCGGCUUGGUCCGCGCUCGGCGAACCACGAACCCAGGGUCAGCGGCGCGUGGACCGCGCAACUAGAGGAGCAGCCCAGCCGAGCGCGCGGGGGUCCGGCGGCGGGAGCGAGGAUGAGUGCUACGACAAUGCCCACGAUUCUGGGAUAGAGACCGUGGACACUACCGCCUUCUCAUGGCCAUCUCGCACGCGGCAGACGAGGCGAGCUGCUGCUGAUCACGACGACGUAAGCGCAUUCAAGGACAAGGACGAUGGCGAGGGCGACGACGACACGACCAGCCAGGACGACUCUAGCGUAGACGGCGGAGAGAGCGAGGAUACCGAGUCUAGCUCAGAAGAUGGGGAUGACGCUGGAUCCGAUCCGUACUACCAGGACGUCCUGCUACAGCUCGCUAGGCUUCUGCCGCAGGUCGAUCUCCACGCCCUCCGGGACAAGAUGUCAGAUGUGGGAAAAGGCUACUCGUUCGUGACCGAGCCGGCGAACCACCUGGUCGAUGCCUUCUUAGCCUUGUCGGAGCGUGCCUGCCUCUCCCCCGUGAAUGGUCUGAUCGGUAGGAGCGGAUGGGACCAGCAGGCCGUCCGUCGCUAUAUCGAGCUGCACGACCAAGCGCUGGUUGAGCUCAUGGCACUGAUCCACCUCACCGGCGGGCAGGCUGCUCGGGCGACGGAGCUGAUGUGCCUAGAACAUUGCAACGGCCCUUCGACAAGCCGGGGCAUAUACGUCUACGACGGCUCCUUCUUCCUCGUAACCAGGCAUACCAAGGCCCGUUCGGUUACCAACCAAGAGUUCCAAGUCGCCCGCAUGCUGCCGGACGAAAUCGGCCGCCUCCUCUACCAGUACCUUGUGUAUAUCCGGCCGUUCACAUACAUGCUGCAACGGCGUUGCUACGGAAUCGACGUCGAGUCUUCGUUGCUGUUCUGCUCCCCACAGAGACCCGACAGGCUGUGGAAGACACACGUCCUUUCAGGGGCGCUGCGGCGGCUCACCGAAUCGACCGUCGGCCGAGCGUUUGGCACACAUGUAUAUCGGCAGCUCUCCAUUGCCGUUACCGAGAAGCACGUUCGGCAAAUCAGGAAUCCGUUUGACCGCCACAAUGAUCGAAGGCGUGACGCUGACGGUGGCGUGGCGUUCGCCUGGCAGAGCGGACAUCGGCCCUGGCAGAGAGCCUGCAUCUCGGGCAGCCGGAUCCGGCGCGCCAAAUCCCCGGAAUGGCGGCGCAGCCGCCUCGAGUUUCUCUACUGCCGAACGACUGCCCGCUUGACGUCAGUGAGCCGGCGUCCUCCGCGCCGCUUGUUCGGACCGUACAGCCUCGAACAGCUCCGAAUGGCCCGCAGCCAGAUCGUACCCUACCUGGCCAUCGAUCCGACCAAGCUGGCGAGGAAGGGCCUGAUGCGUUUCCCGUCUACAGACCGCCUGAAGAGGCGGCGUUUAGAAGAAGGAGAAAAGCCUCUAAAGCCUCUAGCCCCCAGGGCCGAGAGUGCCCCCAAUUGUACGGUCCCCGACGAUCCUAGCGUACAGUCGGCUGGCUACACACAGGCCUUACAAUCCCGCUCAACAUCACCCAGGAAUGUGUCUCCAACAAGUAUAGGAACGGGGACGGAGACGGGAACAGGGACGGGAACGGAGACAGAAAUGCGAAUGGGGAUAGAAAUGCGGAUGGAGACAGAAACGCGGACGGUAACACAUAUCGUGCAGGACGGGGCCAAGGUCGUGGGCAUCGUUCAGCCACCUAUUCUAGCCCCUAUACGAGAGAAGGGGUUGCGUAUAGUGUUGUUCGAUGAAUUUUUCAAACGAUUGCCCGCAUUCCGGAUAGCGGUUUGCCGCGAGCACUGUGGUGCGGUUACGGCGAAGUCGGUUGCGGCACAUGUCGAUUCGCACCACUCCCAUCUAGCUCCAGGGGAUCGGCGGCGCAUCGUGGAGGAGGCGUUGGCGCUGCAAGAUGACGGCUUGCUAGCAGCUAACGUAGACGGCAUCCGGUUCCCCAGCGAGGUGAUGCCGGCAAUCGACGGAUUGCCCGUGUGGAGCGAUGGCAAGAAGUGUAUACAGUGUGGGUAUAUCCGGCGUACGAGGUACCAUAUCCAGGAGCAUUGCCGGUCGGAGCACGGUUGGGCCAACCCGCGGAAACGCGGCGGCAAGCCCGGAGCAAGGCCGGUAGGUGGGUUAGGCGAGGUGUGGGUGGACGGUAUCCAUUGCCAACGAUUCGGCCGGACGGGCGCGCUGCAGCGUUUGUUCGAGGUGGUGCCGCCGGCGCCGACAGGGGCGGUCGAUGCCAUGCAAGGUCGAGCCCGGGGCGAGGACUGGUCGAGGAGUACCCGAAAGGCCAAGGGGCAGCAGAGAAGACGCAAUCAGGAGUAA